This is a messenger RNA of Rubroshorea leprosula, 1666 nucleotides long. The record is from the annotation of a GenBank genome assembly. Lineage: Eukaryota; Viridiplantae; Streptophyta; Magnoliopsida; Malvales; Dipterocarpaceae.
UUUGUCUUAAAAGAAUUUGCAACAAAGGAAUAGAAAAUGUAGGGAAGUUCCUUCGUUGUACAUGUCAUUCCCUCGACCAAUCUCUCCUCCUUGCUUCUGGGAACAUUUAAUAGCCUUCUUCCAUGUCAUCGCUCAAGUGGCAUGUCUUAACUUCGAUUACCAACAAUUUGAUCGAACUGAUAAAACCUUUCAGAUAAGCGAAAAAACUUCUAUUAUAUUCGGGGACGCCGUCCAAGUUACGUUGGACAACAGCCGCGGAUCUGUGAUGACAAAUUUACCCGAACGAGCUUGGCACGUACAGCCGUUUAAGCGUUGGAGAAAAGGCAGAGGCAGAGACAAGAUCAUUGCUUCUUUUAAUUCAACCUUUGUGAUUAUUAUUUCACCAGCUCAGAAUACGACUCCAGUUGGCGAGGGCUUGGCCUUUAUAUUGACAGCAAAUUCCACCGUGCCAGAAAAGAGUGAUGGGAAGUGGCUGGGGAUUGUAAAUGAGAAAUCAAACGGAUCGUCCAAAAUAGUAGCUAUAGAAUUUGACACGGUGAAGAGCUAUCCGGAGAACCUUGAUGAUAACCAUAUUGGAUUGGAUUUAGGAAGCAUAUACUCCACUGAACAGGACGUCCGGCUGAACGAACUCCGAAAAGCAACCGGAAACUUUAACCCCAAGAACAAGCUCGGAAAAGGGGGAUUCGGGACGGUCUACAAGGGCAUCUGGAGAAACAAGGAAACAGCUGUUAAAAGGGUCUCCAAAAAGUCGGGGAAGCGAGAAUUUGUAGCAGAAGUCACAACAAUCGGCAACCUGAAUCACAAAAAUCUGCCGGAAGGAGUUGACACUCUAUACUGGGAAACAAGGCUUAGCAUAACAAAUGGCGUAGCUCAGGCACUAGAGUAUCUCCACUACGGUUCUCAGAAAAGGGUGCUUAACCGGGCCAUAAAAUCGAGCAAUAUAACGUUGGAUUCAGAAUUCAAUGCCAAGUUAGGUGAUUUUGGAUUGGCCAGAACAAUUCAAGGUAAGGGAAAAACCCACCAUUCCACCCUAGAGAUUGCUGGAACCCUUGGCUACAUGGCGCCAGAGACUUUCUUGAUCAGCAAGGCAACUGUAGAAACAGAUAUUUAUUCCUUUGGUGUUCUCCUACUGGAAGUUGUCUGUGGGAGAAAACCAGGAAAACAAAAUGAAGAGGACACUUACAAUAGCAGCAUUCUAAAUUGGAUAUGGGAUCUUCACAAGAAGGGAAGGAUAGUUGAGGUCGCAGAUCCCAGAAUGGAAGGGAAGUUUGAGAAGGAAGAAAUGGAGUGUGUGCUGAUUCUGGGGUUGGCCCGUUGCCACCCAAACCCGAAUUACAGGCCCUCCAUGAACAUUGUUCUGCAGGUUAUAACAGGGGAGGUAGAGCCUCCUCAGGUGCCCCUUGAGAGGCCCUCGUUUGUUUGGCCAGUAAUGCCUCCUUCCUUCAGUAAGUUGGAGAACUCCACGACGGAGAGUCUGCUUGCACCAUUUUCAGAGGUUACAGGGAGAUAGAAUGAGCAUCCGAAGGAUGUGUAUAUACCAAUAAGGUAGAACAGAAAGCCUUGUAGCCCUAUUUAUAGCAUACUGGCUGGUGUUAUAGCAUUUCUAUUGUGUUAAUUUAGAUAUAAGUUUUGCCACCUUUGUUUGAAAUAAUAUCAAUUUCUAAAU